Medioppia subpectinata is the source of this 858-nucleotide messenger RNA. NCBI's taxonomy places the organism in Eukaryota, Metazoa, Arthropoda, Arachnida, Sarcoptiformes, Oppiidae. The record is from the annotation of a GenBank genome assembly.
AUGAGUAAAUCAUUGACUAAACUGAAGACCACUGGAGACAACUCACCCCUCAAUACCAGUCAUAACCAAACCGCUAACACAUCAACCAUUGGUCCCAUCCGUAGCGGACAGUCAUCGGCGGUGACUAAACCGGUGGCCAAUGUGGUCGCCGGCAGUCAUUUAGCGGCCAACACAUGCCAUAUGAACACAACUCAAACAAAUACUCGCAAACGUCUCCGACGGGAAGUGGCCACAGAAGUCGGUGGCCAGUCGUCCGCCGGCAGGAGUCGUAAAGUGGAGGACAAACGGCGCCCAAAACGCCGCAAAUACAACAUCGAUGACGACUCAGAGUCGGACAGCGAUAUUGAGAUCGUGGCCAUCGUCUCCGCGCCCAGCGCUCAUACCACCGGCGCCGCCACUGCCGGUGCUUCAGAACCCUCACCGCCACCAGUGCUGCCAUCAGUACCGCCACCAUCGGCGGCAGCCGUAGACACAGCCACGCAAUCCCUGGCCGUCACACAGGCCGCACCCAAUGAGGGGCGACGACAGUACGUGGCGUCAGACACCACUAGUCCUACGAUAACACCCGUGGCCUCCGAUAUGGACAUGGAUUCCGACGACAGCGUUGAGUUGUUAGACCCGUCCGACGACGACGUCCUCUCGCCUGACGCCCAUUACAGCGACAGUUUGCCCACCGAUGAGACCACUGAACCGCUUCCCGACAGUGAUUAUUACGACAGGUUUGACUCAUUGGUGGAACGGGUGUCCGGACUGUUGGGCCCCGACGUCAAGCCAGUGAUCGCCGCUGCGGGCGAUGUAUUGCCGCCCAACCAGUUGUCGAGCAGUCAAAUAUCGUUGUGUCCGUCACUACUGACCUAA